Messenger RNA from Daldinia loculata, 2403 nucleotides. RefSeq names its product MFS general substrate transporter. Gene Ontology annotation, biological process: transmembrane transport. The record is from RefSeq and is a predicted model, not a curated record. NCBI's taxonomy places the organism in Eukaryota, Fungi, Ascomycota, Sordariomycetes, Xylariales, Hypoxylaceae. The transcript is spliced from 9 exons. Bases 625 to 2337 code for a protein of 570 amino acids. Gene Ontology annotation, molecular function: transmembrane transporter activity.
AUAUCCCAUAACCUGGGCUAAAUGUAGGUAGACUUACACGUGAAGCUUUUCGUGAUGUGCUUAAAUUUUUACAGCCCGCAUUUGUAAGCUUGCGUGCUUUGAAUAGCUUGAACGUCGUCCUUGUAGGAUUUUUGCUAAGCUGACUGGCCUACUUCUAGGCAUCUUAGCUCUCUCAUUCCACCGCCUUUUGGUCCUAGAGUGGAAAUCCGGGGACUUGAACUCCACUAAUUGUUCGAUGUAUAUUGCUGGUAGACAGGUAUCCAACGUUAUAUCCAACUCACAUUUUCAACGGCCUAGGCUUUUAUUGCUUCAACCACCGGCAAGUGUCUCCUGACGUAUCGGGUUUGCUUCGAAGUAGAUCGCUCGAUGAGGACUUUUUCGUCGUGCUGGUGGAUCUCUUUACCUUGUAGAUCUCUCAGCCGCCAUCAAGGUCUACUCAUCUAACCUAGUAGCCUGGCAACAUAACUAAGACUAACAAGGAUUAUUUUCUCCAGCAGGCUAUAUGGUACUAAUUCUUCGUCGCCCGCUCACCUACAUGAUCCCAUGACAAAAUAAAUACUCGAUCGAGUUGCACCUUAAAGCAAGUAUCCCACGCACUUGCAACUAGUCUUGCAGAAGGUUGCAAUGGGAGACCGAUCCCAAUCCGACGAUGUUGCUAAUGUCACUAUUGGGGGAGAAACUACAGUAUUCACAGAGCCCAAGGGUGGCUCGGAGAGCGAUGCUGAAGUACGCCAUGUCUUCAAUGAGCAGACCAAUUAUGUCCCUAGGAGGACCAUAAUCACGAUAUUCCUCGCAUGUGCCAGUGUCGACCUAUUAGCUCUUAUGGACCAAACGACAUUAGCUGCAAGCUUAUACAUCAUUGCAGACGCGCUGAAGUCAACCGGCCAAGCGUCGUGGAUCGCUAGCGGAUAUUUCAUAACAUCAACCGUAGGGCAACUUUUGUACGGACGGCUUUCAGACAUCUGGUCUCGCAAAGUGAUCCUGCUCAUCGGCUUAGCUAUCUUCUUCGUUGGCUCCCUGGCGUCAUCUCUUUCCCAGACUGUAACUCAGCUGAUCGUUUUCCGUUGCUUCACCGGCAUCGGCGGAGGUGGACUGAUGACCAUAGCCCAGACCAUUGUCAGCGACGUGGUGCCUUUAAGGGAAAGGGGAAAAUACCAAGGAAUCCUGGGAGCAGUUGUUGCCAUUGCUAAUGGAAUCGGUCCCGUCAUUGGCGGAGCCCUCUCCUCUAUUUCGGAAGACUCUUGGCGGUGGAUAUUCCGUUUGAAUUUGCCUCUUACCUUGUUGACCACUUGCUGCGUUGUAUUCGUUAUGCCGCUAAAGAAAGUGGAGGGGGACUGGAAAUUAAAGUUGAAAGCUGUCGACUUUCUCGGUAUCGUCCUUACUCUAGCUGGUGUUACCGUCCUAAUGCUGGGACUGACAUGGGGUGGUUCUGAAUACCCAUGGGAUUCCGCUGCCGUAAUCACUACGUUGGUUCUCGGGCUCGUACUAUGUGUAGCCUUUGUUCUGUGGCAAUGGCGUGGACCACGAUAUCCUUUAGUACCCCUACAUAUAUUCAAGUCUAAGAUCGUCAAUGGCGCGUGCCUUACUAUGGCUAUCAACGGCUGGAACUUCGUCGUCCAAGUCUACUAUGUCCCUACGUUCUAUCAGCUCGCCUACGGGUACUCCGCAACCAAGGCUGGCGCUAUGCUGCUUCCAAUUACGCUCAUACAGACGCUUAGUAGCACACUAUCGGGUCUAGUGGUUCACUGGGUUGGUAGGUACCGCGAAUGUAUCUUGUUUGGAUGGGUCUGCUGGGCUAUUGGUCUCGGGUUGAUGUCAACACUGGACGAAAACUCAGGACUCGGGAAACAGAUAGGAUAUGCCAUCAUUAUUGGAGUAGGGGUUGGCAAUACACUCCAGCCAUCUCUAAUAGCCUGUCAAGCUGGAGUCGGGAGGCGAGACAUGGCCGUUGUGACGUCUUUUAGAAAUUUCGUACGAAAUCUUGGAGGAACAUUGGGUCUUGCUAUCUGUGGCACCCUACUGAAUAACAUUCUAGCAAGUUCCAUUUCAUCGCUGGAAAUUGACGGCGCCGACCUCAAAGAUCUCCUCAACGGCCCGCAAUCUUACUUAUCGUCUUUACCCUUUGAUGAGGCGUUAAGGAUCCGCUCGGUUCUCAUUCCUGCAUACCGCCAAGGAUUCAGGGUGAUAUUCCUUGUAGGAGCAUCUCUGGCUGCUUUUGCAUUCGUCAUUGCUUGGUUCAUGAUGCCACAAGUUGAAUUAAGCCGUCCUGAUGAUGAAAAACUGAAAGAGGAGGGCCGAAGGCAGCAAACGGCAAAGCAGAAUGCCCCAACCCCUUAAAGAUAUCGCGAUGACCAUCACAGUUAUCAAUCCUAGAUUUACUACAAUGGGGCGGCUCAAAGCUAC